Camarhynchus parvulus is the source of this 13506-nucleotide messenger RNA. RefSeq names its product kinesin family member 26B (gene KIF26B). The transcript is spliced from 15 exons. Lineage: Eukaryota; Metazoa; Chordata; Aves; Passeriformes; Thraupidae. Bases 771 to 7127 code for a protein of 2118 amino acids. Gene Ontology annotation, biological process: microtubule-based movement. Gene Ontology annotation, molecular function: microtubule motor activity; ATP binding; microtubule binding. The record is from RefSeq and is a predicted model, not a curated record.
CCUCGCACCCACCCGCCCUUUUCAAGAACAAGGGGGGAAAUCACAGACGUCAAUCAAGAAAUACUGCAAAAUAAAAUGGACCCUCCCGGCAGCCGAGGCAUCGCGCAGAGCAGCGGUGAGGCUCUGGCACUCUGCUGGCAGCCUCCGGCGCCGCCAGCCCUGCAGCUCCGCCGCUGACCGGGGAGCGCACGGGGCUCCGCAGCCCGGCUCUUUCCUUCCCUCCCUUCCCAAACUGUCAGGCACAAAUGGGCAGGAGGAUAUUGGCUGCAAGGGGCGCGGAGGCUCCUCCCAGAGCCUGGAUCCCGAUAUUUUUGGAGGAUUUCUUCUAACUCAGUUACAAACCUUGGUGAAGGGAACAAGUUGCCCCUGUAGCGGAGGCAGAAAGCGCCUCUGCUUGAGGGGAGCACGGCUCUCGCUCCUUCUUUCGCCUUCCCAAGGCUACCUUGGAUGCUUCACCUCACUUGCGGAUGAGAGCUGUGCUGGCUAUAGGGGGGGAACCGCUCCUGAUUUGGAUGUUGCUGUUUUUGUGAAAACAAGGGUUGUAAGGGAAUGAAAGGGGAGACAAUGAAGAAAAACCGACCGGGAGAGAACCCCAGCCCCAAGCGUUUUCCCGAGAACUGACGGGUGUUUUGGGGCUGAGCGAUCCCGUCGGAGGCGGCGGAGGGAGCAAGCCUGCCCGCUUCGCGGGGGACUUCCUGGGACCGGCUAUUCCCUUCGGAUGCGGACUGGGAAACCUGUAGGAAAUUCUCCCGCCGCCCUGCGAAGCCACCAUGAAUUCAGUGGCUGGAAAUAAGGAGAGGAUUGCGGUCACGGCGCGGAGCAGAAAAUAUGGGGUGACCGAGCCCUGCUCCCCCACCAAGCCCGCCGCCCCCUUCUCCCCCGAGAGCUGGUACCGGAAGGCGUACGAGGAGUCCCGGGCGGGCGGCCGCCCGGCGCCGGAGGGAGCUGGCUCUGCCCUGGGCUCCUCCGGCACCCCGUCCCCCGGCUCCGGCACCUCCUCGCCGGGCUCCUUCACCGGCUCGCCGGGACCCGCCUCGCCCGGCAUCGGCACCAGCUCUCCCGGCUCCCUGGGCGGCUCGCCGGGCUUCGGCACCGGCUCGCCGGGCUCCGGCAGCGGCGGCGGCUCCUCGCCGGGCUCGGACCGCGGCGUCUGGUGCGAGCACUGCAACGCCCGCCUGGCGGAGCUGAAGAGGCAGGCGCUGAAGCUCCUCAUCCCCGGGCCCGUCAGCAGCAAGGACCCAGGUUUCUCUUCGGUGAUUCACGAGAAGCUCCAAGUUCCCAAUACCAUUCGUAAGGCCUGGAACGAGAAGGACAACAGAUGUGAUGUUUGUGCCACACACCUGAACCAGCUGAAGCAAGAGGCCAUUCAGAUGGUGCUGACCUUGGAGCAAGCUGCCAACUCAGAACAUUACGAUGCCUCACCAGGCUCUCCCCCACCUCUCUCCAAUGUCCCCACGCUGGUGAGUCCCCGGCACAUGGGCAGCCUGCAGCCCAGGGACUGGGCAUACGUGCCUGCUCCUUAUGCUCCAUCCAAUUACACAGGCUUUGUUGCCAACAAACACAGUGGAAAACCCAACAGUCUAGGAAUUGGAAAUGGGGUGGAGAAAAAAAAUGGCUCUCCUGGACACCAAGCCAAGGUCAGCUUUCAAAUGGCCACCAGCCCCAGCAAUGGUAAUGUUCUCAACUCUGUGGCCAUCCAGGCCCACCAGUACCUUGACGGCACCUGGUCUUUGUCAAGAACAAAUGGAGUCACUCUCUACCCCUACCAAAUAUCUCAGUUUAUGACAGAGACUGGUCGAGAGGGCCUGACCGAAGCAGCACUGAACCGCUACAAUGCAGACAAACCCUCCCUGUACAGCUUCCCUGCUUCCCAGAGCGCAUAUGUUGCCAGUGAAGUAUCCACAGGCUCCUCGGUGGCAGCAUCAUUUUUUGCCAGAGCUGCUCAGAAAUUGAACCUGUCUUCCAAAAAGAAGAAGCACAGGCCUUCUGCAUCCUCUGUUCCUGAAUCUCCUCUCUUCUCUACCUGCUUCAGCAGUAUCCUACAGACUUCCCCACCCCCUGCACCACCAUGUUUGUUGAGGGCAGUCAGCAAAGUCAAAGACACUCCUGGUUUGGGCAAGGUCAAAGUCAUGGUGCGCAUUUCUUCCACGCUUGCCAGAGACACGUCUGAGUCCAGCUCUUUCCUAAAAGUUGACCCCCGCAAGAAGCAAAUCACGCUGUAUGACCCGUUGGCCUGCGGAGGUCAGAAUGCUUUCCAGAAAAGGGGCAGCCAGGUUCCACCCAAGAUGUUUGCUUUUGAUGCAGUUUUCCCUCAGGAUGCAUCACAGGCUGAAGUAUGUGCUGGGACUGUGGCUGAGGUGAUCCAGUCUGUGGUCAAUGGGGCAGAUGGCUGCGUGUUCUGCUUUGGUCAUGCCAAGCUUGGGAAGUCAUACACCAUGAUUGGGAAGGAUGAUUCCAUGCAAAACCUUGGAAUAAUUCCUUGUGCCAUCUCGUGGCUAUUCAAGUUGAUUAAUGAACGCAAAGAGAAGACAGGAGCGCGCUUCUCAGUCCGGAUUUCUGCAGUGGAAGUGUGGGGGAAAGAAGAAAAUCUGAGGGACCUGUUGUCAGAAGUGGCUACAGGCAGCCUGCAAGAUGGCCAGUCCCCAGGUGUCUACCUUUGUGAAGACCCCAUUUGUGGCAUGCAGCUUCAGAACCAGAGUGAGCUCCGUGCCCCCACGGCAGAGAAGGCCGCCUUCUUCCUGGAUGCCGCCAUCGCCUCCCGGCGCAGCAGCCAGCGGGACUGCGACGAGGAGGAUCACCGCAACUCCCACAUGCUCUUCACGCUGCACAUCUACCAGUACCGCAUGGAGAAGAGCGGCAAGGGCGGAAUGUCUGGAGGUCGCAGCCGCUUGCACCUUAUUGACCUGGGCAGCUGCGUGAAAGUGCUCGGCAAGAACCGCGAGGGGAGCUCCGGCCUCUGCCUCUCCUUGCCAGCGCUGGGCAAUGUCAUCCUCGCCCUUGUCAAUGGCAGCAAACACAUCCCAUACAAAGACAGCAAGCUGACCAUGUUGCUCCGAGAGUCCUUGGGGAAUAUGAACUGCCGCACCACGAUGAUUGCUCACAUUUCAGCCGCCGCGGGCAACUACGCUGAGACGCUCUCCACCAUCCAGAUUGCCUCAAGGGUCCUCAGGAUGAAGAAAAAGAAAACUAAGUACACAUCAAGUUCUUCUGGAGGAGAGAGCUCUUGUGAGGAGGGCCGGAUGCGGAGGCCAACCCAGCUGAGGCCUUUCCAUUCUAGAAACACUGUGGACCCAGACUUCCCUAUUUUGCAUUUAUCAAGUGAUCCUGAUUAUUCAUCCAGCAGUGAGCAGUCGUGUGACACGGUGAUUUACGUUGGCCCCAAUGGCACUGCACUUUCUGACAAGGAAUUGACAGAUAAUGAGGGUCCCCCUGACUUCGUUCCCAUAGUUCCUGCUCUGCAAAAGACCAAAAAUGAGGGCAGGUUGGAGGAAGUUAGUGAAUCAGGGCCCAGCACAUCUGAAAGAGACUGCCUGAAGUGCAACACCUUUGCAGAGCUCCAGGAGAGACUGGAUUGCAUAGAUGGCAGUGAAGAGACCGACAAAUUUCCCUUUGAAGAGAUGCCUGCUCAAUUUAGCUCAGACCAGAUGUCUAAGUGUGCUGUCUCAAGCCAGCUGGCAGAGCUUAGCCACUUACCAGAGUCAGAUAAGGAAGAUACAAUGCCAGAAUGUCAGCAUCCUGAUAGAGAAGCCAAGGAAAAUACAAAUACAACACCCAGCAAAACUAGGAGGAAUCACUCCCCUGUUCCUUCUGGAGCUCUUACCAAUCUUUCAACUCCUUCAUCUCCCAGGAGUGUAACAGGCAGCUCUAGUAAAGAGCUUAACUCUUGUCAGUUAGCACACAGCACCAGUUUGCAGAGCAGCAGAGAAGGGCUCAACACCUCUGGAUUUGUGGAAGGCAAACCUCGGCCAAUGGGCUCACCCCGGCUUGGCAUUGCAAGCCUCUCAAAGACAUCUGAGUAUAAGCCACCAACUUCUCCUUCCCAGAGGUGCAAGGUCUACACACAGAAAGGAGUGCUGCCCAGCUCCACUCCCCCACCAGCUCCCCUGAGUAAGGAUGCUGCCAUGACAUCUACUGAAUCUUUAUUACAGCCAGAAAUCCGGACCCCACCUGUAGGCAUGAGCCCUCAGAUUAUGAAAAAGUCAGUGUCGUCCAACAAUGGGGAUUUUGAAGAGACCGUUCUCAAUGAAGAUGAGCAACAAAACAUUUCUCCAGAAUCCAAGAAAGAGAUUCUGAGCACAACCAUGGUGACUGUGCAGCAGCCAUUGGAGCUGAACGGAGAGGAUGAGCUUGUGUUCACCCUCGUGGAAGAGCUGACCAUUAGUGGUGUCCUUGACAAUGGGCGCCCGACCAGUAUCAUCAGUUUUAACAGUGACUGCUCCGUGCAGGCUUUGGCCUCUGGCUCUAGGCCAGUCAGUAUUAUCAGCAGUAUCUCUGAAGAUCUUGAGUGUUACUCCAAUGCAGCUCCUGUGUCUGAAGUCAGCAUCACACAGUUCCUUCCUCUUCCAAAGCUGAGUCUGGAUGACAAACCCCAAGAUGAUGGCAGCAGGCGCUCAUCCAUCAGCUCGUGGCUGAGUGAAAUGAGCACGGGCAGUGAUGGUGAACAGUCGUGCCACAGCUUCAUAGCCCAGGCGUGCUAUGGGCAUGGGGAAGCUAUGGCAGAACCUCCCGUCUCCGAGUUUGCAAGCACCAUACAAAGCGCCAGCAUGAUUUGUGUAAGUGACAAACAGAAGUCAGUGACUGACAACAUGCUUAUAAUGUCGGAAAUGGGGGAGGAAGCUUUCGGCAAAGUGCCACCCAUCAAAGGCUGUAAAAUAUCAGCUCUAGGCAAAACAACUGUCACAAUCAAAAACACAGCAAGUCUCAGCAGCUGUGAGGGCUACAUCCCAAUGAAGACGAACAUUACUGUGUAUCCAUGUAUUGCUGUUAAUUCCUUCAAAGCUCAAGACACUGAUGAUGCUGUACCGGCUGUAACUGCAGACCCAAAGGCUGUUCAUACCCAUGAUGGGAAAGAAUCCAUUGCUAAGAAGGUUAUCAAAUUUGAAGACCCUUGGUUAAAGAGAGAAGACGAUGUUAAAAAGGACAGCUCUGGGAGCAGUGAUGGGCCAAGACCUGAUACAGUGGUGGUUUCAGCUAAGCCUGAGCACAGCACAAAACAGUCCUCUGUGGACAGGUUUAGCACCAGCAGUGGGGACACCUCUAAUUCCCCAGGAUCUGACAGUCUAAAAAGGAUUGUGGAUGGGUGUGAGGUGGCAGCAUCCAGCUCUGCAACCCACAGCCCUGUUCAUUCCAGUGAUGGCUUGAAGAAUUGCAGCCUCCCUCGAGGCCUCCCAAAGGCAAGCAAGGUGGAGGAAUCUGACAGUCAUCUCCAUCCUACUUUUACUGACAGCAGUGGAGUCAGUUCUCCUGCCCUCUCCCAGUUUUCUAAGGCUAGUCUUGACAAGAAAAUGGCCUCUCCCAAACACUGCAUACUCACUCGUCCCAAAGGGACCCCUCCUCUGCCACCUGUGAGAAAGUCAAGUUUGGAUCAGAAGAACAGAGCCAGCCCCCAGCACAGUGCAGCCAACAGCACCACGAGCAGUCCCUCCAGCCAGCCUGUGUCCUUCCUGGCUAGCUUCCCUGAGGAGCAGAAUGCCAAACUAAAAGGCCCCGGCAUAGAUAGCAGCAUCAACAACAGCAGCAGCAAGCUCUUCAGUGCCAAGCUGGAGCAGCUCGCCAGCAGGACCAACUCCCUAGGGAGGUCCACAGGAAGCCACUAUGAGUGUUUGUCACUGGAAAGAGCAGAAAGUCUGUCCUCUGUGAGCUCCAAAAUGAGCCCUGGCAGAGACACCACCAUGCCUAGGGCUGGGAGGAGCCUCAGCCGCAGUGCCAUGUCCUCACCCACCAACUCGGGCCUCUCCCAGUCUGCAGGCGCCUCCCCAAAAGCCAGCCAGUCAAAGAUCUCUGCUGUCAGCAAGCUCCUGCUGGCAAGUCCCAAGGCCCGCAGCCUCUCUGCCUCUGCCACCAAAACGCUCAGCUUCUCCACCAAGUCUCUGCCUCAGUCUGUGGGGCAGAGCUCCAGUUUGCCCCCAAGUGGGAAGAACAUGUCCUGGUCAAUGCAGUCCCUCAGCAGAAGCCGGGGCUCCAGCCUUGCUUCCAAAUUGCCCCUUCGAGCUGUCAAUGGGCGGAUUUCAGAGCUGCUCCAAGGGAGCACCAGUGCCAGAGGCGUUCAGCUGCCGGGAAGCCUGGAGACAGAUGAGCGCGGGGGCCUUCCCGGAGAUGAGAAGCCAGCUGCUCCCAUGCUGCCUUCACCCUACAGCAAGAUCACCCCUCCUCGGAAACCGCACCGCUGCAGCAGUGGCCACGGCAGCGACAACAGCAGCGUCCUGAGCGGGGAGCUGCCCCCUGCCAUGGGGAAAACAGCCCUCUUCUACCACAGCGGGGGCAGCAGUGGCUACGAGAGCAUGAUGAGGGACAGCGAGGCGACGGGGAGCGCCUCCUCAGCGCAGGACUCCAUGAGCGAGAACAGCAGCUCUGCCAGCGGCAGAUGCCGCAGCCUGAAAACCCCAAAGAAACGACUGAAUGCAGGUUCACAGAGGAGGAGGCUCAUUCCAGCUUUAUCCCUUGACACUGCCUCCCCAGCGAGGAAGCCUGCCAGCAGCCCCGGGGUGCGCUGGGUGGAUGGGCCACUGCGGAACGGGCAGAGGGGGCUGGGGGAGCCCUUUGAGAUCAAAGUCUAUGAGAUAGAUGAUGUGGAGAGGCUCCAGCGACGGCGAGGUGGGGACAGCAAGGAGGUGAUAUGUUUCAAUGCCAAGCUGAAAAUCCUGGAGCACCGCCAGCAGAGAAUCGCUGAGGUCAAGGCCAAGUAUGAGUGGUUAAUGAGAGAACUAGAGGUGACCAAACAGUACCUGAUGCUGGAUCCUAAUAAGUGGCUCAGUGAAUUUGAUCUGGAGCAGGUAUUUGAGCAGGAUUCUCUGGAAUACCUGGAGGCCCUGGAAUGUGUGACUGAGCGUUUGGAAAACCGUGUCAACUUCUGCAAGGCCCAUCUCAUGAUGAUCACCUGUUUUGACAUCACCUCUAGACGCCGAUAAAGGAUGAACCUCAAGAGAAUUUCAGUGCACAUCUCUGCCAUCCUCCUUUUCCCUUCCAAACAGCAUCCCAAAGACAAAAGAAUGAGGAUGAAGGUUGGAGUCAAGUCUCAGCUGUGUGUAUGAGAGAUUUGCUAUACUAUACAGAGGAGUAGUAUUAAAAAACAAACAGAACAAGCAUGGAAAAUGGAGAUAGAAGGUUGUUGAUACUCUUAGCCUAAAAGAGCACUUUGUGGAACCUUUUAAGGACAUAUCUGUAAAUAAGAACUGCUGGCAGAAGACACUUCUUUCCCUGCAUUAGCUGAGGAAGGAGGAAAGGUGGUUGUGGGACUUCCAUUGAGAGGUUCAUUAAAAGAAAACCUAUCCAGAAAAACUAUUCAAGUGCCUUGCAAAUCUUUGUUAUCCAAACAUUUAUGUUCAUACUUUAUUGUGUACAGAUGGUGCUAGUCAAGAAAAGAAAAAGGAAAAAAAAAAAACAAAUACAAUUUUGAAAUGUAUUUACAGCUUGUUUUUCUCUUGGUGUUUUCUCCUAUUUCAGACUUGCUGUUUCUAAGUAACUUGUGUUUGUAGAGAUAUUUCCUAAUCAGUACAACAUAUGAAUAAAUGUUAACUGUCUUUUCUUGUUACCAGAGUAAGGCCACUCAAAGAGAAAUUUAGCUUUCCUAGAUGACACAAACAUAUUUCUAGCAGAGAAUAAGGUUUGUUUAAAUGCUGUUCUGUACUCUCUUAUAUGCUGGAGAGCACCAUUAUUUUCCCAGCCUGUUUUGCAGUGUAUGAGAGAGAAGUGACAUUACUGUGAAGUAAAUAUCUUUUCAAUUUGAUCCAAACCCCAUUACUUGUUUUCUUGUUCAUAUGUUUUGCUUUGUACUGGCUGGAGUUAUGAAUGACAAGGUACUUUUAUCCUAACCCCUUUUCCUGGUGCUAGUAACUUGCUGGAAGAUUGUCCUCUAGGCUAAGGGUUCUUUCUCAUGUUUAUCAGUCCAAAAAUGAGUGAUUUGUUCUUUCUUGAGACUAUGACAUUUAGCUUCACCUCUUUACAACAUAUACCACUGCGACACAUGUUUUGACAGCUUCUGAUCCCUGGCCCAGUGUGUCCAUACUCACAGAUGUACCUGAGGAGUGCAGGCUCUGCUCAGCUCAGCACAUCUGGAAAUAAGGCAAAUGAGUAGACACAGCACUUCAAGCAUGUUGGCUAUAGCAUCUUUACUAAUCCUCAGUACCUGAAGCCAUGGCAAAAUUCACAUUGACAUCAAAAGGACAAGGGUUAGCAGCUCCCUACACAUCCAGUUAUUUUACUAGUUGGCCUCUUUGUCUACAAAACAGUUUGUAGGAAGGAACAUCCUUUGUAUUUCAUAAACAAAUAUGCAAAACCGCAUUUUAAUUACAUAUGAGCAUGAAGAAUUAUUUUGUUGAAUUAGAUUUCUUAUUCCUCUAUGCUGAAAUAAGCACAUUCAGAAAAUUUCCCCUCUCAUACAUUUAUGCUACCCUCCUGUUGCUUAUGAGGAAAUAAGACUAUUAUUUAAUAUACUCAAAAUGCAUCAAUUAACUGCUUACUUAAGUGCAACUCUUCUUUCCCUGCACCAUUGUAUCAAUGCAAUGUUACAAUACCCCAACAUUAAAAUAAUACUGGUAGAUUUUCUAGUGGUUAGGUGAAGAGAAAAGCUUUUUUAAAAAGCAGAAGUAACAUUUGUAUAGUUUUAUUUUCUUUUAGUGCUCUACAACUUGUAAAAAUGAAUCUUACUCACUCUGUUGCCUUUGUCACUGGAUUUUGUAGAAAAUUCUACUUAAAAUCUAUAGGAUUAUUUGGAAAGGAAAAAAAGGUCCUGUGUGGAAGUCACUUUCUAGUCUGUUCCACAGCAAUUCCCUAUAAUGAAAGUUAUAUUCUAAGUAUUAAAGACAUAUCCCUUUCUCUCUCAAAGAAAAAUACCCCAACCAACUCUGAAAAUCCCCCCAAACAAUGUAAUUUAUUUGACUUUCUCCUCUUUAUAGCAAUUUCAGUAGCAGUUACUAUGUAUUGGUCCUUUGGAGGCCAUCUCUUCUUUCCAGGGCCCCAUGGAUUGAGUACAGCUGCAGAGAGCCAAGGAAAUCAUCCCUGCACACAGUCCAUGAGUUAAACAGGAGUGGUGAUGUUUCCAUAAACCAAGUGGACACAUUUCAGAGCUAUUGUAAAAUACCUAUUUCAUGUAAUAUUCCUCACCCACAGUAACUCAAUUAUUCAUUGAUGCUUGAUUUGGUACUUCUGCAGCUUAGGAAGCAUUGCAAAAACAUGUGUACCUAGCCAUUGUUUUAAAGAGUAAGAGUUUAUGUUCACCCUGUUUAUCCCAAUAGACAAAAAUUGAUCCCUGAAACCAAAUUGAUUACACCAGGGAUGAAUUUAGUAUACUAAAAAUAUGUACUAAUUGAGCAGAAUUGCAGAACUUACAAAUAUUCUGUUUCUGUGGACCUAAUUAGAGUAUCCAUUAACUCCCAUAAUAUACUAGUAUUCAUGUUCUAAAAUCCAUAUGCAUUCUUGACUUUCUGUCAUUUCAUUUCAGAAUUUGCCACUAUGUUUUUAAGAAUUUCAAUGGCUCAAUACAAAAAAAGGAAUGCAAAAUUUUGUGGAGAUUUGACAUGAUAAAACGUUAUCUUCUUGAAAACAGCUUUUUACUUCAAAAUUUAUAUUACUGUAACUCAAGUAUUUGCAAAACACAUGAAGCAUUCAGGGCUUUAUUAUGAAAUCGAUCUCAGUUUGCAGUAGCCAGCAUUUUAGAGAAGAUACAUACACUUCUGCAAGAAAUCCAGGAAGCCCCAUUCUUUAAGCAUUGCCAGCAUAAUGCUGGUUUUAUGCUGAUUUUUUAAAAGGCAUCAUGUAGCCCAAAAUACACAAGAGCAACACGAAUGUAAUGCCUAAUCAUUUUCACAUUCAGAAAUCAAUCUUAUUUCCCUGGGACAGCUUUAGCAGGAAACAGCAGUGUUAACGUAAUUAGGUUUGAAGGUUAAUUCUUUGUUCAUGCGUGUCACAGGAGAUCGCAGCUCUUCAUUGUCAGGCUGUGAGAGGACUGUGGAACACCAGCACUGCUCCACAUCCCCGCCGGCACCUGGGGGCGCUUCCUGGGAACUGCUGCUCUUGCCAUACGGGAACCUUAUCCAUACAGGGGCAGGAGUUGCUCUAGAGCCAUAAAUUCAAGUGUAACCAUAGGCUGGAGACUUUGGCUGUGCUGAGGGUGAUUCAGACAUCCUUUUGUCUGUGUCAGCUCUCACAGCAGCUGGCUCUGGGAGUUAGGUCAAUUUGUACUCUGAAUGGUGUGGGAGAGCCCUAAUUCCUGGUACAUUUGUCACACUUCUUUUCUUUUGCCACGCAUGCCUUGCAUUUGCCUCAAAACAAUUCCUUGUCAGUUCGUUCAGAUCUAAGUAAUCCAAAGCAUUACUUUACAGAAGGACAAAGAAGGAAACUAAUACUCUCCUUUCUUUGAUUUUCUUCUCAUCUCACCUGCUCUGAUAAAACUGAGGCACAAUUGCAUUAGGAAUUAGAAGAGUUAUUACAAAAUAAACCCAGUUGUGAUGAAAAUUCAUCCACCUGCCAUUUUUUGGGGUAUUUACUGUUAGUUAUAUAGUAGAAGAUCAUGCUACUCUUAUGUAUUUAACACUUUCUCACUCUCAGAAGAGUUAUAACAAAGUAAACCCAGUUGUGAGGAAAAUUCAUCCACCUGCCAUUUUUUGGAGAAUUUACUGUUAGUUGUACAGUAGAAGAUCAUGCUACUCUUAUGUAUUUAAUUCCUUCUCAUUUUGUGUAAGGGCCACACAGGGCUUUUGCUGAACAUCUGUCUUCGAUCCAGUCUAAGAUGACCCACUGCCAUAAAUCCUAGCUUCUGAAACUUGCAGGUCCAUAAAAUAGUAGCUGGCACAAAGCAAUGGCAUGAUCCUCUGACAUGAUUCUUAGUGGGAGCUGCAUAGAAUGUACAAAAAGGGAUCAAAGAAACACACUGGCAUUUUUUUCUUUUAUCUCUAAAUGUGGCAAUUAUAGAGGCUGAAAGCUGGGAGUGAUGCUGGGAGCACUACAUACCAAAUCCCAUGUUUUCUCACAGAAAAGUCUGUCUUGAAGUGUGGGGUUUAUGUCUUCACUUUUUUCAUUUAUCUCAAUAAUAUGGCUGGGCUUAAAAUAGGGACCUGUGGCAUGGAAUUCAAAUGUGAUGACAGCUGAAAAAUAUGGGCUCUUACAAAAAUCACCUUUUACAAAUGUUUGUGAUUUUGCUGUAUUGUUUUUAAUGAGCUAAAAAUCAUUGUAGAAACACGAGUUGUACAUGCAUCAGUAAAUACACACGCACACAGCCUGAGAUGGCCCCCUUGCACAUUGCUGAGGGGAAGGGCCAGAGCUGCUCACAGGUGGCAACAUCACCACUCCCCUUCCCUCCUCCAAGGAGUGCCUGCCUACAAAACCAUUUCCCUUACACUCACCUGAGUGAAGUUAACUUAUGCCAUACUAUAGGGAAAGCUUAUGCUUGAAACUCUUUCAAGGGCUUCUUUAAAAGGUUCUUUCUUACCCAGGUUCUUCUGUAGCCAAAUUGCUGCAGUUCCCAUGUAGAACCUGUUAAAGCCUGUUAAAGUAUUCCAGAUUAACUACUCUAUAUUUCAGAGUGUCAUGAAAUUACAGCAAGAUAUUUCAUAAUCUCAGCUGUUUAACACACAAUUUCUGCACAUGCUUGAGGCAUACAGCAUAGUUACAUCAACUGAGAGCCUGGACUUUUGAUGGUCUGUGAAGCUUCCUGUCUAGUCCUAACAGAGUUAAAAUUGUAAAUUGAAGCUUCUGCAUUGCAGAAGCAAAUUUAAUUCUCCUAAGCCAGAGGCUGAGCAACCUCUGAUGCCAGUUCAUAUGAUGGGAAGGAUGGUUGCACAGCAUCAGGGAUGCGCCAGCUCACUGCAGAGACCAUUAAAUACCAACAGGAGUGGAUGAUGACCGUAGAGAGAAGCAUUUCUUCUCCAAUCCAUGGAUGGUGGCAUACCUCGCUUAAUCCUGAUAUCCUCAUUGUCUGUGUUUUGCAACUCCCAAGGCUUUUGCAUUGGCAACACACAGCAAUUUUUAAAGACAUAAGGCUGGCUGUUGCUAGCUAUCCUAAGAUUUGUGAGAGGUUUCCAAAUAACCAUAGCAAACAAAACUGUGAAUGAUUUGUCAAUGCAAAGUUAAUAAUCUCUCUCUCUCUCGCAUUUAUUGUGCUCAUCCCAGGGUUAUCUGAGCUUCCAUACCUGUUCCUGGAAAUAAUAAACCAUUUUAUUAUUGUCUUUAUCUUUUCUUCUUUCUCCUUCUCAAGCAACCUUUCAAAACAAACACACAAAAAAAAUCCCUUGGAAAUGUAGCACCCUUUUGCCACCAAAUUCACAAACAGCAGUCUCGUGCUCACUUAUGCAAACUUUUGAAGCUCACAAAGGGCAUGAUGAUUCUGCAAAGAAUGGAGGUGCUGAAAGUAGCUGAAAUAGUAGCGUUCAGUAGCAUUCAGUAGCGUUCAGCUAUAGUAUUUCAAACAAACUACCUUCAAACCCUCCUGGACAGGAAAUAAAACACAACCCAAACCAUCAUCUUACUUUGAGUGGUCCUACUUAAGUAUUGAGCAAACUUUAUAAUAAUGGUAAUAAAUUGGUGCUUGAGGCAGUUUCAGCUAUAUUACAUAUUCUCUAUAUACUAUAGAUAUGGAUGUAUUCACCCUCUUUAUUGUAUAUGUGUGUGUGUGAGUAUUUACAUGUAGCACACAUACAUAUAUGUUUUAUGUAUGCAUAGAUACUAACUUUUCUACAUUUUACUUCUUUCCCACCCAUAGCUGAAACUGCUGGUUACUAACAUCCACAUCCACAUCAUAUUCUAUGUAUGAAGGAUAUAAUUUAUUUGUAAACUCAGGAUGUUCUUGUUUUAUAGAGUUGCUUGUAUUUUAUAAUUUAUUUACACAUCAUGGUUGGAAAUGCUUAUCUAAGUGCUAUGCAUUGAAGUGUAUGUUUGCUAAAUCCAUUUCACUCUGUCCAUGGCUAUGUUCUUUCUCAUUAUAACAGUGGUAUAAAAUAGGGCUAAGGAGGAGAGAAACUGAUAGAUGUAGAACUUAUUCUGGUCCCAUCAUUGGGCAAUUCCAGGAGAGGAUGUAUCAGUAGUAUAUAUAUAUAUAUAUAUUUUAUCAGCUAAAUUUUAUGGGGAAAAAAGGAGAAAGAACAGCAUGAGGACAAGUUCAAAAUGUGGAAAGUCACAGCCAUUUCCAAGUUUGUCAAAAAUUGCAUUGAACCUUUUGCCAUUAAAAUUGUAAAGUUUAUUGUUUGCUGGCUAAAAAUAUCCCUUUUGUGGUAUUUGAGGUGUGAAACAUUGUCAAAAAUAUGAUGUCUGGAAAAAAUCAAACUAUAGUGGCAUUAAAUGUUUACUUUUAUCUUA